CUUUUUUUGGGUGGUAGUCACAUCAAACACAUGGAACCAGAGAAUGACACCCAACUCUCAGAAUUCCUUCUUCUGGGAUUUUCCAACCAAGAUCCACGAAUCCACCCUCUCCUAUUCGGCCUCUUCCUGUCUGUGUAUCUGAUCACCGUGCUUGGGAAUCUGCUCAUUGUCCUGGCCAUCAAGGCAGAUCCCCAUCUACACACGCCCAUGUACUUCUUCCUCUCCAACCUGUCCUUCGUGGAUGUCUGCUUCACCUCCACCACUGUCCCCAAGAUGCUGCUCAACAUGCAGACCCACAGCCAAAGUAUUAGUUAUGCGGGCUGUAUUGCCCAGAUGUAUUUCUUGUUGCUUUUCUCAGGGUUGGAAAUUUUCCUGUUGACAGUGAUGGCCUAUGACAGAUACAUGGCCAUCUGUCACCCUUUGCACUACACAGUCAUCAUGAGCCACUGGCUCUGUGGCUUUUUGGUUCUGGGAUGCUGGAUUAUAGGCGUCUUGAAUUCCUUGCUCCAUACUCUCCUGGGGUUGCGGCUGUCCUUCUGUGCACACUUGGAAAUCCCUCACUAUUUCUGUGAACUCAAUCAGGUGGUCCAUCACGCAUGUUCCGGCACCUUCCUUAACGACCUGGUGAUCUAUGUCACUGCUCUGCUGCUGGCUGUGGGUCCCUUCACUGGUAUCAUUUAUUCUUACUCUAAGAUUGUGGCUGCCAUCUGUAAAAUCUCAUCAGCCCAGGGGAAGUACAAGGCCUUUUCCACCUGCGUGUCUCACCUCUCUGUGGUCUCCUUGUUUUAUUGCACGCUCCUGGGUGUGUACCUCAGCUCUGCGCUGACCCAAAACUCACACUUGACGGCCACAGCUUCACUGAUGUACACAGUGGUCACCCCCAUGCUGAACCCCUUCAUCUAUAGCCUGAGGAACCAAGACAUCAAGAGAGCGCUGAAAAUUCUCUUUUGGAGGGCAACUAGAAAAGAAAUGGUUGGUUCAUCCCAGUAG
Messenger RNA from Perognathus longimembris pacificus (Pacific pocket mouse), 990 nucleotides. Its product is annotated as olfactory receptor 7A17-like. The record is from RefSeq and is a predicted model, not a curated record. Lineage: Eukaryota; Metazoa; Chordata; Mammalia; Rodentia; Heteromyidae. Gene Ontology annotation, cellular component: membrane. Gene Ontology annotation, molecular function: G protein-coupled receptor activity; olfactory receptor activity. The coding region runs from base 31 to 990 and encodes 319 amino acids. The transcript has a single exon. Gene Ontology annotation, biological process: G protein-coupled receptor signaling pathway.